GCGCGGAGAACUCGAACAUGAGUUCACAGUCUCGUCGCUCGAAACAGGUAGGCAUGGCCCGCUCUUCGACUGUUCAUUUCCUUCAAAGUCAUCGUGCCGAGCGACCAGCACAUCAGAGCAGAGCCUGGCUGAGAAAACAAUCAUAUGCACUGCUCUUCUCUUUGUGAUUGGCGAUCGAUCUCAAAUGUGCCUUCGCGGCUGAGCUUGCAUUGGCGCAGCGCACAUUCUGAAAGCCACUCUGAUCCACUACGCUGUCAAGAUUGAACAAUGCAGCAGAGGCCCGCAUUCGUGAAGUGGAGACAAGCUCGUUCAAGCUCGCAGGGGUCCUGAAGGCUAAUGGUGGGGUGCAUGGUCGGGAGCUAGAGACUGUAGCUACUCGAGGAAGGUAAAGACUGCUGGAGCCCAAACAGUAGCAUUGUGACGGCAUUGCGCUCCGAGUGCCCAAUUUUAACCGGAUUAUAGCCAUCAGAAGUACCCCUCCCGUCGUCUCGUACAUAUCGAUGCGAGAGAGUGCUUCGGCUGCGUACUCGGUAACUAUGAAUCGCAAGUUUGGUCCCAGGAGCAAGAAAGUUAAACUUCAAAGUUUCCUCAACUUUCGCAAAACACUGAGAUGAAGUUCUUCAAAAGCCUAAUCCUCCUUGCGAGGCUCAGACUGGUGGCAUCAACUCCUUAUGGCAAUGACGAAGCUCUCACUGUCCGUGCCUCGACAGGCUUCAUCACUGGUCGGAUCAAUGCGAACUACACCAACGUGAGGGAGUUCCUGUCUGUACCCUUCGGACAGGACACAGCAGGUCAGAAUCGAUUCAAGCCACCCCUCGCGGUUCCACUGUCCUCGGAGAGAAUCAACGCAACCGAAUAUCCUCCAGCUUGCCCGCAGUAUGUGACGUCCCAAAAGACUAUUUGGAACCAGAAGAUACCUCAGUAUCUCCAGGAAUGGGGAGCACCAAAUCUCACAGCGGGAAUCUCUGCUCCUUUCGCCACUGAAGAUUGUCUCAAGCUCGCGAUAUGGACCCCAGCCAAUGCGACCUACGCCUCUCGCUUACCUGUCGCUAUGUUCUGGACUGGAGGAGGCUUCCAGACAAAUGGUAUCUUGGUGCCAGGUCAAGUUCCCGGCCGAUGGGUAUCGCGAUCUCAAUCUCACAUCGUCGUCACGAUCAACUACAGGAUGAACAUCAUGGGAUUUCCUAACGCAGGAGGCAUUUCAACGCAGAACCUGGGCUUGCUUGACCAACGCCUCGCACUCGAAUGGGUACGAGACAACAUCGCAGCUUUCGGCGGAGACCCUUCAAAGAUCACGAUUUGGGGCCAGUCUGCCGGCGCAGCUUCAGUUGACAUUCACAACUAUGCCUUCUACAACGACCCAAUCGCACAUGGGUUCUUCGCCCAGUCCGGGAGUAUCAUCGCUUUCCCUCCAUCCGUGCCAGAUGCUACGUAUUCCAACUUCACAUUCGUCGCGAAGAAUGUUGGAUGUGAUUUUCCUACCAACUUCACUGCAGAACUGGAGUGCAUGCAAAAGGUCGAUCACAACGACAUCAUCGAUUUCAUGGGACGAUACCAGGACAAUGGCACUCAGCCGGACAUAUCCUUUUCGACUGUCGCGGAUGAGAAACUUGUGUUCUCCAAUUAUACUGAGCGAUACUUGCAACAACGAGUGACGAGAGCUCCGAUGAUAUACUCAUCCACUGCCAACGAGGGUGGAAGUCUGAGCACGUAUCCUGCAGAUGAUCCGCAGAGAGGUGUGAACCAGACGGAAGCCGACCAGACUACAUUGCAAAUCCUAUGCGGCGCUGCGAGAAGUGGUGCAUUGAGGAAUGGCCUGGGACUCCCGACGUACAGGUACCAAUAUGCCGGGAACUGGACGAACCAAGACCCUUUGCCUUGGAUGGGUGCCUAUCACUCGAGUGACCUUGUCAUGUUCUUUGGCACGUACGAGGAUGGAGUGGGACCCGCAACUCCGCUGGAGAUCGAGACGAGCGAGACGAUGGAGGAUCUUCUGCUGGAAUUUGUCCGUGAUCCUUGGAAUGGACUGUCGAACGCGACCUGGCCAGCUUACGAUACGACGGCGAGCAAUGGUGGGGCCUUGCUGAGAUUUGGUGCUGAUGGCAAGGCUGUGCAACAGGUCGAUGCCGGCGAUGUGGAGGCUGCUUGUUCUGGAAAGGGAGAGUACGAUCCAUUUCCGUGAGUGUGUGAUGCGAGACUCGUUGCGACAUUGGAGGAAAUUCACUUUAGCGUUGACUCGUACCAUGCUAAAGCAGCUGCUCGAAUUCAAGGUCAACUUCGACUCAAGCACAAUUCUCCUGCUCAUCAGAUUGGUCGUGGCCGUAGCUGAGCCGCUGCGGCUUUUCUAAAGUCCUGGCGCCUUCGAGUAGCAGAAUCAAUGUAGGUGUGCUAGCCAACAGAAAUACAGGAAACGUCUCCAUCACCCG
Messenger RNA from Cercospora beticola, 2426 nucleotides. RefSeq lists its product as uncharacterized. NCBI's taxonomy places the organism in Eukaryota, Fungi, Ascomycota, Dothideomycetes, Mycosphaerellales, Mycosphaerellaceae. The record is from RefSeq and is a predicted model, not a curated record.